AAAUAAAUGCAACUAAUAAAGAAAUGUCUAUAGAAAUAUAGGGAAGUAUAAAUGUACUACAGAAAGUAAUUCAUUAAUUAAAAUCAGUGUAUUUCUAAUCCUCCGGUGGCUGUUCGGGUGAUGAGGUGGACCAAACCCAAAGCUUGAGAGUGUGAGGAAUAAACUACACUAAAGGAGCAACAGCAAGAACCUCAGAAAUAAAUCCCCAAUAGCUGCUCCAUUCGUAUUCCUCUCCCACAAGUUCGUGCAGAAGUGACACAAUAAUGGCGGCAUUGGCAUUCGUAUCUGAACUCAGGGUUGUCGUGUUUGGAAAGAGACAAAACGAAAAAACAAGACUAAGUGACUUCAUCACGAGGGGAAAAGAUGUGAAAGCGUCAAAGCAAUGUACAGCCGCCGACGGAGAAUGGAGAGGCACAAAAUUAAGAGUAGUGACGACCUCAGACGUCUUCGGUCUGCCGCAGGAUAAAGUGAGACACGAGAUGAGAAAGUGCGUCGCUCUUUGUCCUCCUGGACCAAAUGUCCUCCUGCUGUUAGUGACGCCGUCUGACUUCAAUGAAGAGGACAGACACACAUUGAAGUUUAUUCUGAGCUUCUUCGGUGAAGAUGCCUUUCAACACGCGAUGGUCAUCAAAACACAAGAGGGAGAGUUAUUGAAUUCUUCUGUGGACAAACUCAUCCGAGACUGCAAACAAAGGCAGCACAGCAUUAACUUUGACAAAAAGGGUGUUUCGGAUCAUGAUUAUAAAGAACUGAUCGGAAAGAUGGAGAACGUCGUGAGUGACAACAAAGGAGGACAUCUGAACUGUACUGAAGAGGCUGAUCCCAGAACAGUAUCUGUAACUUCCAAGCCUGUAGUGAAGAGGGCAGAUUCUGAACAUCAGAACAGAGAGUGUCUCAGGAUGGUGCUGAUUGGAAAGACUGGUUCUGGAAAGAGUGCCAGUGCAAACACUAUUUUGGGCAAAGCAUGCUUCAAAUCUAGACCCAGCUCAAAGUCAGUUACAGAGGUUUGCCACAAAGAAACCGAGGAGAGUGACGGACGGCCUGUCGUCAUAGUCGACACCCCCGGCUUGUACGACACGACUCUGUCCAACGAUGAAGUCAAAGAGGAGCUUGUGAAAUGCGUCACCAUGUUGUCUCCUGGACCUCAUGUCUUCUUACUGGUGCUGCAGAUCGGCCGCCUCACACAGGAGGAGAAAGACUCCGUGGAGCUGAUCAAGAAGUUUUUCGGCAAGAAGUCAGAAGACUUCAUCAUUGUUUUAUUCACCAGAGGAGAUAAUCUUCAAGGCAAAACAUUUGAGAAUUACAUGCAGGAAGACAGUGAAGGCUAUGUUACAAAACUCCUAGAAGACUGUGGAGGAAGAUACCAGAUCUUCAACAACAAACAUCCCAGCAGUGCUUCAGUCAGAGAGCUACUGAGGAAAGUUGAUUCAAUGGUGAAAAGAAAUGGUGGUGGCUGCUACACCUCCGACAUGUUCCAAGAAGCUGAAGCAGCCAUACAGAAAGAAAUGAAGAGGAUCCUGAAAGGAAAGGAAGGAGAGAUACAGAGAGAGAAGAUGGACUUAGAAAAUAAACAUAAAGAAGAAAUCCAGGCCAAGCAGAAAGAAAUGGCAGAACAAAUAACCAAAACUCAACGAGAGACAGAACUGAAAGCAGAACUGAUCAAGAUGAAGAGGGAAAACAUUAAGAAGGAGCAGGAAAAGAUGAAGAGAGAAGAAGAGGAGAGAAGAGCCAAGGAAAAUAAGACGAAAAAGCAGGAUGAAAUCCAACAAAUGCAGUGGAAGCAAAGUCUUGAAGCUACUGAUAAAACGCAGAUCAGAGUGGAGAUGAGACAAGAGCAAGAGAUUUGGGAGAAGGAGCGAGGGGAGAGGUGGAAGAAACGAUAUGAAGAAGACCAACAGAGACGAUUUGAGGAGCAAACGCAGCUUCAAAUGCUCAAAGCAGAAUACAAACAAGAAAAAGAGGAGUAUGGAAGAAAAAGAAAGGAAGAUCAAAUCAGAAGAGGAAAAGAAGACCAAGAGUUAAAGAUAUUACAAGAAACACUCAUGAAAAAUCUACUGGUACUCCAGAAUACCCACGAAGAAGAGGCCAGAAAGCAAGCUGAAGACUUCAAUGAAUUCAGACAUAGAUACACCGACGACUUCGAAGCUCUGACGGAAAAGCACGGCAAGGACAUGGAGGACCUGAAGGAGAGGCAACGAGAACACAACGACAUGCUGGUACAACAACUGUGCAAACACAGACCGCAUCAGAGAGACUUUGAGAGACUGAAGAGAAAACAAGAAGAAGAAAUGAAUGAGCUGACGGUGACCCUUCAUCCACCAAACAAAGAAAACAUGGACGAAGAAAUCAGCGAACUGAAGGCGAGACACGAGCAAGAAACAUACCAGUGGAUACAAGAACAUGUGAAGAAAGCGGGAAGAAGGAACUGUCCCAUUUUAUGAGCUGUCGUGAGAUGUGACCGCAGCAGCACAGGUUCAAACUGCAGAACUAUGAGACGUAUACUUAUUCCUGUUUGUUUCCUGUUAUAUAUGUUCAGGGUCUGAAAUAAGCACCCGACAGAUGUGCGUUAGUUGUUGGCAGUAAAAUAGUCGGACAACCCAGAAAGACACGUUUAGUGAGGUUAGCGUAUAAUUGGAUAGAUCUACACAUUCAGAAUUAGCUCGCAAACUGCUGCGGGAAAGUAGCGCUAUCAACAAUACAGACCCACACUCGUUAGUGUGUCUACUCAACGUAUUAAUUAAGUCUAAAGGACGGCUCAGUGUGUGGCGGAGGGCUGCCUCUGGUCCUGAGAAGUUAAACCUUAAACCUGCAUUCUCUCUAAUUGCCAAUCAGGAAAGUCUGAUUGUAUGGAAGUCUAUGAGAAAAUGACUCUACGGCGUCUCUACGUCACCCAAACAUGGUCACGUCUGCUCGCUGGUUGUUAAAAACCAAGAUGGCGACGGUUAAAAAUGACAAACUCGAGGCUUCAAAGUCGCUGUCCACAAGUCAAACACAAAGCCGUCCGCUUCUUACAUGCAGUCUUUGGUCGUGAGUUUGUGGUGAGUGGGAGAGGGAGGCGGUGGAUGCACUCAGAGGAGAAAUGAGCAGUUCAGUAGUCGAGUGGUGGUAAACGUACAGGGAAGCUGAAGUUCCCGUGUUUUGUUUCUCAUCUGUAAAGUGAAGAGAGUGGCCAUCACUAUGGUUUCUGCUUCCGGUGUUCCGGAAUAAUCUCUGUAUGAAUUGAAAUGUAUUGCUAGUAUAUAUUUGCACGGAGGUAAUACACCAUGCAGGUCAUUUCUUUCUGUGUAAAUAUAUCAAACAUUGAAUGACAUCGUUCUUUACAUAAAGUGAAACAUCUCGCUAAAGGACCACGGUUGAAGAUUAGCCGGCUGGCUAACACUGGCACAUCUACAGUAAUGUUGAUUAAUGUGUGUUGUACUUAUGAAUAUAUGAAUGAAAUGAAAUGUUAUUCCUUCAUUUGGCGCAUUGAUUUCAAAAGAGGCAGAUCAAGUUUAGAGUGGCAAACAAAAAACUAACGACUUUCCCGGUGGAGUCAGUGGAACAAAAAAGGAACUUUUAAGACUUUAAUUUAAAGUUUGCGCUGUUAGAAUCUCUCUUUUCUUUUGCUCAGUUGUGCUUGUUGUGAUGGUGUCAUGUCAAUACUGUAUUUGUCACCACAUCUUAUGAAACAUGCUUUAUUUACACAUUUAGAAUGUUUCUCUUCUGAAAAAUCACCAAAAAACUCUUUUGUUUCUUGUAAACACUUCACUGAUUAUAAAAUAAUCAUGUAACAAUAAAA
Anarrhichthys ocellatus (wolf-eel) is the source of this 3778-nucleotide messenger RNA. RefSeq names its product GTPase IMAP family member 8-like. NCBI's taxonomy places the organism in Eukaryota, Metazoa, Chordata, Actinopteri, Perciformes, Anarhichadidae. Gene Ontology annotation, molecular function: GTP binding. The record is from RefSeq and is a predicted model, not a curated record. The coding region runs from base 264 to 2441 and encodes 725 amino acids. The transcript has 3 exons.